CGCCGCCUUCCUGGGCCUGGUGAGAGCCGCGGGGCACCCUCCCCCUCAUGGCAUUUAAGCACUUACUAAGCGCCAGGGCAUGAGUAUUGCGAUUCUCGGACCCACGUUUCAAGAUUUGGCUUCAAAUGUGAACAGCAACAUUAGUAGUAUUUCUUUUAUUUUUGUGGGCCGCUCAUUUGGAUAUCUGGGUGGUUCUGUGAUUGGUGGAAUUCUCUUUGACUGCAUGAAUCAUUUUCUUCUUUUGGGAAUUUCGAUGUUGGCCACAGCCAUUGGUCUCUUUCUUGUCCCUUUUUGCAAGAGAGCAGUCUUACUCGCCAUUAUGAUGUCAGUCUUUGGUGUUUCUAUGGGAGUUCUCGACACAGGUGGUAAUGUCCUCAUCCUAGACACUUGGGAGCAGCGGGCAGCACCUCACCUGCAGGCCUUGCACUUCAGCUUUGCCCUGGGGGCCUUUGUGGCUCCGAUCCUGGCCAAAUUGGCACUGGGUGGCAUCGCCCCGGCUGGGAGUCCGACGGGGACUGACCAGGCGAACCUUUCUGCCCCCGACCCUCUGGCUGCAGCCGAUCUGGAAGCCGUGUUCGGACUCCCCGCCGAUAUGAAUCUGCUUUGGGCCUACACUGUUAUAGGAAUGUACAUUUUUGUGGUUUUUGUCUGUAUUUUGGUUUUAUUUCUCAAAAGGAGUCCAGGUCAGGAGAGAACAAAAGCAUCUGCUCAGAAGUCCCAAACUGCCAAAUAUCACAAGACCCUCCUGGGCCUCAUUUUCUUCUUCUUCUUCUUCUACGUCGGCGCCGAGGUGACAUACGGCUCUUACGUCUUUUCUUUUGCGACGCAACACGUCCACAUGAAAGAGAGCGAAGCAGCGGGGGUGAACUCGGUAUUCUGGGGGGCGUUUGCAGCGUGCAGGGGCAUGGCCAUCUGCUUCGCUACGUGUCUCUACCCCGGGACCAUGAUUGUGAUGAGCAACAUUGGCAGCUUGCUUUCUUCUCUGCUCCUGGUCCUUUUCCAUAAAAGUCCAGUUUGCCUCUGGUCAGCCACGGCUGUGUAUGGGGCCUCAAUGGCCACCACGUUUCCCAGCGGCAUAUCCUGGAUUGAACAGUACACGACCAUUAAGGGCAAGUCUGCUUCUUUGUUCGUGGUCGGCGCCGCCUUGGGAGAGAUGGUUAUUCCUGCCGUGGUUGGCACUCUUCAGGGAGAAUAUUCCCAUCUCCCUGUGGUCCUCUAUACCUCUCUGGGGUCAGCACUAGUCACUGCUCUGUUGUUCCCUGUGAUGUACAAAUUUGCAACCUCACCUCUUGAGAGAACACUGAGGAAAAACAGAAAGAGCGAAGAUCAGAAAGCGCUGCUGCCUGGCUUUGGGCUUAAUGAUGAUGAAGAGGAGGAUGGGGAGGCAGAGAGUUGGAAUGAUGCUGCCUUUGAAGUGAUUGAGAUGAGUGAGGGGCUGCAGAGCUCUCUGCUGGAGCCGUCUCGAGCAAUCCCUGGGGGAGAUCCGGCUCCGGUUUCUAAUAAGCAUUGUUCAUUCGAUGUAUUCGUUGAUUCCUCCCCACGUAUUCUGGGCAACUCCCCAAAGAAGCAAGUCAUUACUGACCGGGAAAAGAAUGAUUAGCAUCCAGAUGAUUAAUUUUCCUUAUCAACCCGUUCCCUAAAGAGGCAGAAAGUCGGCAGGUUUUCAAACACGACUCAAAACCCAGUACUGCUUAUUGUGUACUCAACAAGUACUAAAAAGUUCUGGACUGGGGUUUUCAGUUGUGACUAUGGAAUUGAUCAGGUCAGUUGUUGUUGCUUGAAGGUGAGGAAGAAAAGUUGAGGUUUUUGAGAACCCCGAAUGUCUCAGAAGUAGAGGUAAUCAAAAGGAGGGUGUUUGAGGGGUAGAGCAAAUAACAUUCAUGAAACCCAGGCUUCCAUAGUUCAUCAGUGGUAUUAAUUACUGAGUGCUUGCUGUGUGCAGGGCACUACUGUACUAAGCGCUUAAUUCAUCGGGGGAGUUGGUCAGAGGGUGCCUUCACAGAGGACAGAUAAUGUGUUAGGGGUUUCUGCUAGUAAUAAUAUUUCUGUUCGUGUUGAUCCACUCAGCAUCUUUCUUGGUGCCUCUCUCACUAGGAAACUAUUCGAAGCAGAAUCGGUUAUAAUAACGGGGUCUGAAGGAAGUCUUUUUGCCCCUGUCUUUACAGUUUUAGGGGAGACUGCUGAAAAGUGAGAAACAAGAUAAACAUCUCUAGUUAAUGGAGGUACUGUUGACUCAAUUUCAUGGCUUGUCAGCUUCCUUGCUUUAGUGGUUGAGUCCCAUUUUAAAGGGCAGGCCUUUGUUUAGCAAGCCACUGAGCUGCAGUAAGAUGAUACUAUAAAUACUGAUAUCUAUAUUUCUAUGAAUACCCUAGGUUGGUAAUUUAUUUUUUUAUUAAGGUAGCGACUAUUUUAAAAGGGGGAAAACUUGAAAACAAACUGUGAUUGAAAAUAGUUUAGAGAUUAUUAUACUGGGUGGCACCUUCAAGAGCCAUUACCAGUACAGUGCUCUGCACACAGUAAACACAAUGACUAACUCUAUUACAACUACUGAGAGGGACAGGUGGGUAAGGUGAGCAGAAGAAUUCAAAGGAAAGAAGGCCUUACCUCUUCUCUUUUCCCUGCUGAAAUCCCACUACUUCCUUAAGCAAAUCUUGGUACUUACCUUGUGGGCACCAGUUUAACUUCCCCUUCUCCCCUUCCUGUAUCCAGGCCCCAUCUCAGAUGACCUAGGAUCGAGGCAGAAGCAGCUGAACCAACAACUGGGGGAAAUGAAUGUGCAAGUAGAGAUGAAGCAGGAACUUCCAAGUUGCAGCUCUCUCUCUGUCUCUCCCUCCACCCCUUUCCCCCCAACAAAAAUAUUACAAGUAACGAGACUACAAACGAGAUGGUGCAGCGAUUUAAAAAUUUGUACUCUUGUGGAAGGAGUUCAGGGCUCUCCAAACUAAGGUGGAGAGCAACUGCCUCCCAAAACGCACUCUGUAAUUACCAAAUGUGGUUGAAAUCAGGUGACUCUCAAACUCAUACAGCAGUCAGAUCAGCAGAGGCAGAGGAUUGGCAACAUAUGGCAGGAAUUAGCUAUAUGGAAGAGCAGCCUUUCCUGGUGGAAAGAGGUUGGGCCUGGGAGUCGGAGGACUUGGAUUCUAAUCCAGACU
This is a messenger RNA of Tachyglossus aculeatus (Australian echidna), 3152 nucleotides long. It is a transcript of the gene SLC60A2, whose product is annotated as major facilitator superfamily domain containing 4B. Bases 80 to 1600 code for a protein of 506 amino acids. The record is from RefSeq and is a predicted model, not a curated record. Lineage: Eukaryota; Metazoa; Chordata; Mammalia; Monotremata; Tachyglossidae. The transcript has 4 exons. Gene Ontology annotation, biological process: transmembrane transport.